This is a messenger RNA of Populus euphratica (Euphrates poplar), 1049 nucleotides long. RefSeq names its product protein DCL, chloroplastic-like. The record is from RefSeq and is a predicted model, not a curated record. Gene Ontology annotation, biological process: chloroplast organization; chloroplast rRNA processing. The transcript is spliced from 4 exons. Bases 84 to 680 code for a protein of 198 amino acids. Gene Ontology annotation, cellular component: chloroplast. Lineage: Eukaryota; Viridiplantae; Streptophyta; Magnoliopsida; Malpighiales; Salicaceae.
UUGUCUUUAACCCAAAUAUAGAAACAGACUCAAAACGAGCCCACUUAUUUCACGAAGAGAUAAAUGGGCCCAUCGAGUUACCAAUGGCACAAUACAAGCUUAGUAACCAGCCAGUCCCAGACCCUAAAAUGGCCGCAUCUGCACUUCUCAGUCAGCUCCUGCGACUCCGGCUCCACCACCACCGCUUCGCCACGGGAUUACUAGUGCCACUUCGGAGAUCAUGGUGUUCGAAUGCGGAGUAUAUUCGAAUGGAAGAGGAUGAUAUAUCUGUUUUGAUUGACACAGUAUCGAGCUUGUGCGAGGCAGCAAAGUAUUCAAGUUGGAAAGAGCAAAAUUACCGACAGUGGAAAGAUGAAGAAGCAGAGAUUUGGAGAGAUAUCGAACCUAUAGCACACCUCGCUAAAGAAAUUCUCCACUCUAACAGAUAUAAGGAUGGAGAACAACUAACAGAUGAAGAUGAGAAAGCUGUAGCAGGUAGGCUUCUUGUUUAUCAUCCGAAUUGUGAUGAUAAAGUAGGGUGCGGGCUUGAUUCUAUAGCGAGGGCAUUUGUACCGGUAGAGCUAUUUGUUCGCUUCAAGUCAAAUGCCAGCUAUUGUGGCCAGAAUUGGACUCACCCGUCAUUUUCUCCUUUGUUGAUCGUCAUCCCCAUUUUAAAAGGUCAAGGUGCCUGUUUGUUGUAAGAUCUGAUGGUGGAUGGAUAGACUUCUCCUAUAGGAAGUGUCUGCGAGCAUACAUUCAAUUCAAGUACCCAACUCAUGCAGAAAGAUUCAUUAAAGAACAUUUUAAACAUGGCCUGAUGAUGGUUACAACCCGGGCGAUUACCUGAUACUCCAUCUGCAAUUUUCUAUUUUCUUUUGUCAAUUAGAGAUCAUUCAGAUUGACAUAUUUUGAAGUUUUCCAUCAGCGCAGGAUUGUGUACGGAUCCUAGGACCUAAAUGCAUCCUAGGUCUUUUCAAAUUGUCGGAAAUAGUAGAUAAUCCCUGAGUAGCCCGUCCAAGUUUAUUUGUUUAGAAAUGAUGACAAAAUGAUUGAAAUGCUCUCGACUUUGU